Messenger RNA from Sciurus carolinensis (gray squirrel), 7921 nucleotides. It is a transcript of the gene Ubr1, whose product is annotated as ubiquitin protein ligase E3 component n-recognin 1. Gene Ontology annotation, cellular component: ubiquitin ligase complex; cytoplasm. Lineage: Eukaryota; Metazoa; Chordata; Mammalia; Rodentia; Sciuridae. Gene Ontology annotation, molecular function: ubiquitin protein ligase activity; zinc ion binding. Gene Ontology annotation, biological process: ubiquitin-dependent protein catabolic process via the N-end rule pathway; protein ubiquitination. The record is from RefSeq and is a predicted model, not a curated record.
AGGGGCCGUCGUAAAAGUGUCGCUCCUCGUCACUCCGACCGGCCACAGGUUUCCGCUUGCCUCCGGCCGGGGGUCGAGAACUGCGGGCGUUAGUUUCCCUUAAGAUGGCGGACGAAGAGGCCGAGGGUGCGGAGAGGAUGGAAGUCAGCACCGAGUUGCCCCAGACCCCUCAGCGAGUGGCAUCUUGGUGGGAUCAGCAAGUUGAUUUUUAUGCUGCUUUUUUGUAUCAUUUGGCACAAUGGGUGCCAGAAAUUUAUUUUGCUGAAAUGGAUCCAGACUUGGAAAAGCAAGAGGAGAGUGUGCAAAUGUCAAUAUUCACUCCAUUGGAAUGGUAUUUAUUUGGAGAGGAUCCAGAUAUUUGCCUAGAGAAAUUAAAGCACAGUGGUGCAUUUCAGCUCUGUGGGAAGGUUUUCAAAAGUGGAGAGACAACAUAUUCUUGUAGGGACUGUGCAAUUGAUCCAACUUGCGUACUCUGUAUGGACUGCUUCCAGAAUAGUGUUCAUAAAAAUCAUCGUUACAAGAUGCAUACCUCUACUGGAGGAGGGUUUUGUGACUGUGGAGACACUGAGGCAUGGAAAACUGGCCCUUUUUGUAUAAAUCAUGAACCUGGAAGAGCAGGUACUACCAAAGAGAAUUUACGUUGUCCAUUGAGUGAAGAGGUAAUUGUUCAAGCCAGGAAAAUAUUCCCUUCGGUGAUAAAAUACAUUGUAGAAAUGACUAUAUGGGAAGAGGAAAAGGAACUGCCUCCUGAAUUGCAGAUAAGGGAGAAAAAUGAAAGAUAUUAUUGUGUCCUUUUUAAUGAUGAACACCAUUCAUAUGACCACGUCAUAUACAGUCUACAAAGAGCUCUUGACUGUGAACUCGCAGAGGCCCAGUUGCACACCACUGCCAUAGACAAAGAGGGUCGUCGGGCUGUUAAAGCAGGUGCUUAUGCUGCUUGUCAGGAAGCAAAAGAAGAUAUAAAGAGCCAUUCAGAAAAUGUCUCUCAACACCCACUUCAUGUAGAAGUAUUACACUCUGAGGUUAUGGCUCAUCAGAAAUUUGCUUUGCGUCUUGGCUCCUGGAUGAACAAAAUUAUGAGCUAUUCGAGUGACUUUAGGCAAAUCUUUUGCCAAGCAUGCCUUAAAGAAGAACCUGGCUCUGAGAAUCCAUGUCUCAUUAGCCGGUUGAUGCUUUGGGAUGCAAAGCUUUACAAAGGUGCCCGUAAGAUCCUUCAUGAAUUGAUCUUCAGCAGUUUUUUUAUGGAGAUGGAAUACAAAAAACUCUUUGCCAUGGAAUUUGUGAAGUAUUAUAAACAACUACAGAAAGAAUACAUCAGUGAUGAUCAUGACAGGAGUAUCUCUGUAACUGCACUCUCAGUUCAGAUGUUUACUGUCCCUACUCUGGCUCGACAUCUUAUUGAAGAACAGAAUGUUAUCUCUGUCAUUACUGAAACUCUGCUAGAAGUUUUACCUGAGUACUUGGACAGGAACAAUAAAUUCAACUUCCAGGGUUAUAGCCAGGACAAAUUGGGAAGAGUAUAUGCAGUAAUAUGUGACCUAAAAUAUAUCCUGAUCAGCAAGCCUACAAUAUGGACAGAAAGAUUAAGAAUGCAGUUCCUUGAAGGUUUUCGAUCUUUUUUGAAGAUUCUUACCUGUAUGCAGGGAAUGGAAGAAAUCAGAAGACAGGUUGGGCAACAUAUUGAAGUAGAUCCUGAUUGGGAGGCUGCCAUUGCUAUACAAAUGCAAUUGAAGAAUAUUUUACUCAUGUUCCAAGAGUGGUGUGCUUGUGAUGAAGAACUCUUACUAGUAGCUUAUAAAGAAUGUCACAAAGCUGUGAUGAGGUGCAGUACAAGUUUUGUAUCCAGCAACAAGACAAUAGUACAAUUAUGUGGUCAUAUUUUAGAAACUAAGUCCUACAGGGUAUCUGAGGAUCUUGUAAGCAUACAUCUGCCACUCUCUAGGACUCUUGCUGGUCUUCAUGUGCGUUUAAGUAGGCUGGGCGCUGUUUCAAGACUGCAUGAAUUUGUACCUUUUGAGGAUUUUCAAGUAGAAGUACUAGUGGAAUAUCCUUUGCGUUGUUUGGUGUUGGUUGCCCAGGUUGUUGCUGAGAUGUGGCGAAGAAAUGGUCUCUCUCUCAUUAGCCAGGUAUUUUAUUACCAAGAUGUUAAGUGCAGAGAAGAAAUGUAUGAUAAAGAUAUCAUCAUGCUUCAGAUUGGUGCAUCUUUAAUGGAUCCAAACAAGUUCUUGUUACUGGUACUUCAGAGGUAUGAACUUGCUGAUGCUUUUAAUAAGACCAUAUCCACAAAAGACCAGGAUUUGAUUAAGCAAUAUAAUACAUUAAUAGAAGAAAUGCUUCAGGUUCUCAUCUACAUUGUGGGAGAGCGUUAUGUACCUGGAGUGGGAAAUGUGACCAAAGAAGAGGUCACAAUGAGAGAAAUUAUUCACUUGCUUUGCAUUGAACCCAUGCCACACAGUGCCAUUGAAAAUUUGCCUGAGAAUGAAAAUAAUGAAACUGGCUUAGAGAAUGUCAUAAACAAAGUGGCCACAUUUAAGAAACCAGGUGUGUCAGGCCAUGGAGUUUAUGAACUGAAAGAUGAAUCAUUAAAAGAUUUCAACAUGUACUUUUAUCAUUACUCCAAAACACAGCAUAGCAAGGCUGAACAUAUGCAGAAGAAAAGGAGAAAACAAGAAAAUAAAGAUGAAGCACUGCCACCACCACCACCUCCUGAGUUCUGUCCUGCUUUCAGCAAAGUUGUGAACCUCCUCAACUGUGAUAUCAUGAUGUACAUCCUGAGGACCAUAUUUGAGCGGGCAGUAGAUACAGAUUCUAACUUGUGGACUGAAGGGAUGCUCCAAAUGGCAUUUCAUAUUCUGGCACUGGGUUUACUAGAAGAGAAGCAGCAGCUUCAAAGCCCUGAAGAAGAAGUGACAUUUGACUUUUACCAUAAGGCUUCAAGAUUGGGAAGUUCAGCCAUGAAUGCUCAGAAUAUACAAAUGCUUUUAGAAAAACUCAAAGGAAUUCCCCAGUUAGAAGGCCAGAAGGAUAUGAUAACAUGGAUACUCCAGAUGUUUGACACAGUGAAGCGAUUAAGAGAAAAAUCUUGUUUAAUUAUAGCGACUACUUCAGGAUUGGAAUCUAUUAAGAAUGAUGAGAUUACUCAUGAUAAAGAGAAAGCAGAACGAAAAAGAAAAGCUGAAGCUGCUAGACUACAUCGACAGAAGAUCAUGGCUCAGAUGUCUGCCUUACAGAAAAACUUCAUUGAAACUCACAAACUUAUGUAUGAUAAUACAUCAGAAAUGCCUGGAAAAGAAGACUCCAUUAUGGAGGAAGAAAGUACCCCAGCAGUCAGUGACUACUCUAGAAUUGCUUUGGGUCCUAAACGGGGUCCAACUGUUACUGAAAAGGAGGUGCUGACAUGCAUCCUCUGCCAAGAAGAACAAGAGGUGAAAAUAGAAAAUAAUGCCAUGGUAUUAUCGGCCUGUGUCCAGAAAUCUACUGCCUUAACCCAGCACAGGGGAAAACCCAUAGAACUCCCAGGGGAAACCCUGGACCCACUUUUCAUGGAUCCAGACUUGGCCUAUGGAACUUAUACAGGAAGCUGUGGCCAUGUAAUGCAUGCAGUGUGCUGGCAGAAGUAUUUUGAAGCUGUACAGCUGAGCUCUCAGCAACGCAUUCAUGUUGACCUUUUUGACUUGGAGAGUGGAGAAUAUCUUUGCCCUCUUUGCAAAUCUCUGUGCAAUACUGUGAUUCCCAUUAUUCCUUUACAACCUCAGAAAAUAAACAGUGAGAAUGCAGAAGCUCUUGCUCAACUUUUGACCUUGACAAGGUGGAUACAGACCAUUCUGGCCAGAAUAUCAGGUUACAAUAUGAAACAUUCUAAAGGAGAAAAUCCAGCAAUUCCUGUCUUGUUUAAUCAAGGGAUGGGAGAUUCCACUUUUGAGUUUCAUUCAAUCCUGAGUUUUGGAGUUCAGUCUUCGAUCAAGUAUUCUAAUAGUAUCAAGGAAAUGGUCAUUCUCUUUGCCACAACUAUUUAUAGAAUUGGUCUAAAAGUGCCUCCUGAUGAAACAGAUCCUCGAGUCCCCAUGAUGACCUGGAGCACAUGUGCUUUCACUGUACAGGCAAUUGAAAACCUAUUGGGUGAUGAAGGAAAACCUCUGUUUGGAGCACUUCAAAAUAGGCAGCAUAAUGGUCUGAAAGCAUUAAUGCAGUUUGCAAUUGCACAGAGGAUUACCUGCCCUCAGGUCCUGAUACAGAAGCAUCUGAUCCGUCUCCUGUCAGUUGUUCUCCCUAAUCUAAAAUCAGAAGAUACACCAUGCCUUCUGUCUAUAGAUCUGUUUCAUGUUUUGGUAGGUGCUGUGUUAGCAUUCCCAUCCUUAUACUGGGAUGACACUGUUGAUCUACAGCCUUCAUCAAUUAGUUCUUCCUAUAACCACCUUUAUCUCUUCCAUUUGAUCACCAUGGCACAUAUGCUUCAGAUACUUCUUACGAUAGACACAGGCCUCCCUCUUGCUCAGGUUGAAGAAGACAGUGAAGAAGCUCGUUCUGCAUCUUCUUUCUUUGCAGAAGUUUCACAGUAUACAAGUGGAUGCAUUGGGUGUGAUAUUCCUGGCUGGUAUCUGUGGGUCUCAUUGAAGAAUGGAAUCACCCCUUACCUUCGUUGUGCUGCAUUGUUUUUCCACUAUUUACUAGGGGUAACUCCACCUGAAGAACUACUUACCAAUUCUGCAGAAGGAGAAUAUACUGCAUUAUGUAGCUAUCUAUCUUUACCCACAAAUUUGUUCCUGCUUUUCCAGGAAUAUUGGGAUACUGUAAGGCCCUUACUCCAGAGGUGGUGUGCAGAUUCUGUCUUACUGAGCUAUUUGAAGCAGAAAAGCACUGUGGUCAGGUACCCUAGAAAAAGAAAUAGUUUGAUAGAGCUUCCUGAUGACUACAGCUGCCUACUAAAUCAAGCUUCUCAUUUCAGGUGUCCACGAUCUGCAGAUGAUGAACGAAAGCACCCUGUCCUCUGUCUUUUCUGUGGGGCCAUACUAUGUUCUCAGAACAUUUGUUGCCAAGAAAUUGUGAAUGGGGAAGAGGUUGGAGCUUGCAUUUUUCAUGCACUUCACUGUGGAGCAGGAGUCUGCAUUUUCUUAAAAAUCAGAGAAUGCAGAGUGGUCCUGGUUGAAGGAAAAGCCAGAGGGUGUGCCUAUCCAGCCCCUUACUUGGAUGAAUAUGGAGAAACAGACCCUGGACUGAAGAGAGGCAACCCUCUUCAUUUAUCUCGUGAACGGUAUAGGAAGCUCCAUUUGGUCUGGCAACAACACUGCAUUAUAGAAGAGAUUGCUAGAAGCCAGGAAACUAAUCAGAUGUUAUUUGGAUUCAACUGGCAAUUACUGUGAGCUCCAACUCUGCCUCAAGACAAUCACGAAUAACAACAGUAAUAAAGACUGAUUUUAAAUUAUGGAGAUCUUUCUGAGGGCUGGGGAAGUAUUGGAGGGUCUUUUGCUCCAUGUCCAGAUUCAUGUAUAUCAGUAAGAAUUUUCUUAAUGGUGUAUUGCUUUCAAUUAGCAAAUACACUUUAAGGGGGAAAAGGACAUAGACUAAUCUGUUUUAUGUUCUACAACACUAAAGAAAUGCUUGUUCACCCCAAGUGUCUGAUUCUGCUAAUAUUUCCAGGAAACUCAUUUUCCUUCAUAAUCUGUCCUACUUCAUAUCAUUUUAUCCACCUGGUAAAUGAAGUCACAUCAAGCAGUUGUGGACAUUUUUAUAUGUUGGUUAACUCUUCUGCAGUUUUGUAUUUGGUGUUUUCUCAAAUAGUUCAGCUAGUGUUGAAUCACUGACAUGAUUCUAAUAAUCCAUGAUGUUCUUCUUGAAACUAAAGAGAAGUUGCAGAAAACAUUCAGUGUUUUUCCAUUAAGAAAGAUUUCAAAAAAGUAAACUUCAUUAUUUCCCUUUCAAGGAAAUAUCUUUAAUGUGCCACCAGCUGCUUUAGCCAGAAAUCAAUCUAAAUUUUUUUUGUACAGAGUGCAAGUUCUGCCAGUAUGGAAAAGUAUCUUUCCCUCUGUAGACCUUAAAAAGUUAGGAUAACAUAUUUGUUAUUUGUUCCUAAUGCUGCAGAGCCUGAAAUCCUCACCUCUGACUACAAAUAGCUUUGUUGAGUUUAUGUUAUGCUUUGCAUUUUCCAAAGUCAAGUUUCUACAGUGAGAUCUCUUUUCUUUUGAUUGGCACCAUCAUAUUUGACUUUCAGAAACCUGUUAUAGUUCUGAUAUAAACUAUUUGUAGAAUGAGGGUAAGAAAAUCCCCCCCAAUGAAUGAAGCAUAACAACUGUAAAUUACAACAAUCAGAUUUAAACCAAUUCUGCCAUCCUCUAUGUCUUCGUAAAAGACAGAUCCUUAAUUUGUUAUCUGUGUGCAACCUUUUCAUAAACUCUGAUUUUAUAACUACAAACAAGCCAUGUGAUCAGUGGUCUGUGUCCUGUUUUGCUGUGGUUGAGCCAUCUUGUUUAUAAAUAAUAGAGCUCUCCCAAAUUUGUGCAUAGACUUUUUGGUUCUUGGCUUUAACUUUUUAUAUCAAGAAGUUGUGAUAUAAAACAGCAGACAAAUAUAAAAUGAAACUUUCCAUUUUAAAUUCUGUUGUCUCUGGUAAUGUUAUCAGUUUGAAUGAUGCAUUCAAAGAUUGCAUCUUUUAUUGCCCAUGGUUACUGCUGUCAUGUAUGUGUAUAAAUGUUUUCCUACCUUCUUUGCCAGCAAAGGCAAGCAAGUAAAGAUAUAUUUGCUAAGUGAUCAGUGGUGCACAUUUGGGGCUAGAUUUUUUGUUAUUUUUACUUAAAGAAAAGUGAAUUUUGCAGUAAGGGAUUGGCUUGAGUAGGCUUCAGAAUUACAAUCAUGAUUUUCUACUUGGGAUAAUUUCAAUUUGGAAGGUAUCAGGAAAUUGAUGCCGCUCUAAUGAAUAAUUUGUAACAAGUAACAGGUGAGAAUGCAAAAAUUCAGUACUCAGUUUGUCACAUUUGCCAGUAUGAUUACAAAUUGAACAUUUCCCUCAGAUUCUUAUAUAAUUUUGUUGGAUUGAUUAUUUGACUGUGAAAUGUGGGUUAGUAUAAACAACAGAAGAUACUGACUUCUGCCCUAAUUGGCUUCCAUUUAGCAAGGAUAAACUGACAUUAUUUCUAGUCUUUUUAUACUCACUUCAUAAAUCCUACAGUUAAACUAUCAAGCUGCCCAGAGGGACUGUCUCUGGGACAACCAGGGACAGUUGGCCAGCCAACCUUUACUGCCAAAGAACCCAUUUCUUAUUGAGUUCUGCCUAACGAGAUUGAGAUCUCUGCACUGUAGAUGUCUCAGUGCUGCCCCCAGUCCAAGGGAUUUUUAGUGAUAUUCAAAUGUCCUAGUAGUUUGCCUUCAUCAUUGCAAACAAUUUAAUUAUGCUUAUGAAGUUUACUUACAAGCAAGCAACCAAGUCACUUUAUUUUCUUUAGUGUAGUACGUGAAGGAAUUGGUUCAGAAUGGCUUCAGAACUGUGUUUUUCUAAUGUUUGGUAAGGGGUUGGUAAGAAUUUUAAUGAUACCGUGAAGAAAAGCAUAUAUCUGUAUAAUUAAUUUAUUAUGUUGGUGUAUGGGCUGUGAGUUCACCUUCUAGUGGUCAUUUGUCAUUUCAUAACAACUAUGCAUUUUGGUUCACUGUGAUGUUCUAUAUUUAGUGACUGCAACAUGUUUAUACCACUGAUUCAAAUUCCAUCCAUGAUGAAGUUAUACAAAUAAUACAUAUAUUGAUAUCUUUUAUUGCAAAAAUGUAAAUUUAAAACUUGUAUAAUGUUCUUGUGCUUUUUGAAAUAAAAUAUAUGUGUAUAUUUAAAAAGAAAAAAGGGACUUCUCAUGUUUGGGGAUUUGGGUUUGAAGUAUAAAAAUCUAUACCUAAAAAGAAGCUCUAAAUAAAAUUUUCUUUGUCAGUCCAGGAAAUUUUC